CCAUCUGGUCACUCUGACUGGCUCUCCAUUUUGUUUUCCACGGCAAAACCUUUUUUGCUACAUCAAAUUGCAUUUUUAUACUAAUUACCCGAGAGUUUUUGUAAAUUUAAGUGUUUUAAAGCAAUUAUUAGACCAUGGGACGCAAGAAGAAGAAGGCCUCAAAACCAUGGUGCUGGUACUGCAACCGUGAAUUCGACGACGAGAAGAUCCUGGUCCAGCACCAGAAGGCCAAGCACUUUAAGUGCCACAUAUGCCACAAAAAGCUGUACACAGGACCGGGGCUUUCUAUCCAUUGUAUGCAGGUGCACAAGGAGACCGUUGAUAAAGUGCCCAACUCGCUUCCUAAUCGCUCAAACAUUGAAAUCGAAAUUUUCGGUAUGGACGGCAUUCCGGCCGAGGAUCUUAGAGAUCACGAACGCCAGAAGAAUGGCGGUAAGUCGGAUUCGGACGAUGAUGAACCCGUGGCCAAGAAAAAAGUGGAAUAUGCCAUGAGUGUACCGCCACCCAUGAUGAUGCCCCCGAACAUGAUGCCACCGCACAUGCUAGGUCAAUAUGGCAUGGGCAUGAUGCAGCACAUGCCGCCGUUGCCUCCGUAUCCAGUGCCUAUGAUGCCGCACAUGAUGCCUCCGCGACCUCUGUUUCCGGCCGCUAUGGCCACUACCUCGGCGGCAGCAGCUGCGGCGGCGGCGGCACACCAUCACCAUGCUGCCGCAAUGGCCCAACAGAAGCCAACAUUUCCAGCGUACAGUAAUGCUACCAUAAGUGCUCCGCCCACCACUAACCAUGCUGGUGGCGCAACCAGUGCACCACCAAGUGGUCCGCCAGAUGCUCAGCAACAGCAGCAGCGACCGCCGGUUCCACCAGCAGCAGGAAGUGCUGCCGCUGUAACUACCAAGAUCAUGCAUCCGCAAGAAGAUCUUAGCCUUGAGGAACUUCGCGCCCGCCAACCGAAGAUUCAGGCGCGUCUGGCUGCCGCUAAAGCUGCCCAGGCGAAUCCACAAAGCCGCAAAAGUCCCAGCAAUAAUGGUGGCACAUCAGCGUUGAUACCCACUACCCCGCCGCCCCCGUCGCUUGCUGGCAUCUCGCCCACUGGCAGCAACAGCAGCAGUGGCAUGGCUAAUGCGAUUGCUGUCUCCACAGCCAUGUCGAAGGCCCAGGAAACCGCCGCUUUAGUUGCCGUGGCACAGGCGCAGGCUCAGGCACAAGCUCAGGCCCAGGCCGUGGUCCAAGCACAGGUCCAGGCAGCACAUGUGGCACACGCUGUGGCAGCCCAGCAGCAGGCGGCACAGCAGCAACAGCAAGCCGCAGUGCAACAGCAGGUGGUGCAGCAGCAACAGGCGGCCCAGCAGCAGCAGGUCAAGCAACUGGAGGAACUCAAUCGGGCUGUGAUGCUCCAGCGUCUUCAGGCUGCCCGGCAGCCAGCGAAUCCUGGCGCUGCAGCAGCGGCUGCGGCGGCAGCAGCCGUCGGAAUGAUGCCGAUACCUGGCCACAUGCAGCUGAUGCAACCGAUGCUGAGACCGGCCAUGGCCAUCGGACCUCACGGAGCGCUCAUCGGCGGGAAUAUGCUAAGAGCGGCCGGUGCCCCCACAAUACACGGCAUGCCUGCAGGUUUACUGCCCAUGCAGGCCAUAGGGUUACCAGGAAUGCCGGGUGCCUUACCAGCUGGAGCAAUGGCUAUGCCGGGAAUGGGCGUGAUGCUGCAAGGACAUCCCAAUAUGCUGCAGAUGAUGCAGCCCCGCUUCAGAUGAUGUUUGCCCGCAGCGCCGGGUCUGUUGCAGGCACCAGCAGCCCCGCCACCGACGCACCUGCAACCACAGCCACAUCCCCAGCACGUGCAGCCUGGGCGGCCGUUCUCGAGGACCACGGCCACUCUGCAGGCUCAGCCGCCGCUGUUGAGCCUGCCACUGCCACUGCUUUUCCACGAGUGAGGCAAGGAUCAAGCUUUUAAUUGCAAACAGCAAACAGCGCGCACACAGCAAGCAAGUUGUUUUGAAAACUCAAACCAAAGUCAGUUUUUUUUUUUCAAUGUAUAACAGUUUUUGAGACACAACAUCAUCACCCAAACACACACUUAUUUAACACACGCUACCCACUAAUCAGCGUUUGGGUUGUACAAAUAUUGGGAGUAAUAUAUCUGAAACUUGUGUUUUUGUAUGCACCAUCGGUAAAGUGGCAUUAGAUCGAAACCAAACCAAUCUCUCUAAUUUUUAAUUUAACUAAUUUAAUCUUAUCGACAUGUGUGCAUAAAAGUACAUCUUUUAUAUAUAUUAUUCCUGAUUUUAGUAUAAUACAAUACACCACAUUGCUAAAAACACAUACUAACACUAUCCAUCUGAAGCUACUUUGCUGUGCUGUAGAUCUCUAUGUUUUAUUUGUAUCUAUAUCUGUAUAAUCAACAAAUUAAUCGUUGACACUUAAUCUAUACAACUUGUUGUUUUUUUUAACAUUCUCUUUCUUUUUUUUAGUUUCAUUUAGUGUGCAUAUAUUUUAAACACAUCCACCUACAAACACACACUCAAGUUGUUUAAUUAUAUCUCCUCCAAAACAAAUGAAUUACGAAAAGAAAAUCUUCGAAAUCACACAAAAACCAAAACCAAAAAACAAAAACAAAACCUGAACGCUCAAAGCUCUGGGUAUGUUGACAAUUGCCAUAAGCAGAAUUUUUGUGUUGUUUUUGUGUUAUUCGUGCGUAAUUUAUACUUUCAAUUCUUUCUGUCCAUGUGAAAUGCUCUGCAAUCUAUUUAAAUGUUAUACAAUUCAUACAACUUUUGUUCAGGCCCCAUGUUGUCUAGACUCUAGACCUUCGUUCAUUCGUUCAGUUGCGGCUGACAAAAAGUAAGUUCUAUCUUUCUUUACAUAGUAUAUUUAACUAUAUACAAAACAUAUUUAUAUAAAAAUAUUCAAUAUUUCUUUGUAUCGUUUUUGUUCUUUUGGUAUGUAAUAUACAUAAAUACAUUUGGUGUGUGUCAUCGCGAGACAACAGAUCAGAGCAGGUAUCUACAUUCAAUUUGAUUUCCUUUUAUAAUACUUAUAUAUAUGCAUAUAAAAUACUAUUUAUCCUAAGUCAUUUGGUUAUGGUAUGGUUGGUACUAAACAAAAACAACAACAUUUACAAUAAAACAAUAUUCCCAUCCCGAAAAUUAAAAACGCUAUAUAGCUUAUACAGAGUUGCCAGCAGGAGGCAUCUAAUUAGAUAGGAAUUUCUCACGUGUUACUAAGUACACUCCGGGAUUUAUCUUAAUGGUUUUAGUUUUGUUGUUACCGUAGUGUUCUUCCAAAAGUUCCCAGUUAUCUAGCUUCCUUUCCAAAACUUCAACUAGUGUUUGAAUUAAUUAAAUAAUAAUACUCCAGGAAACACCCUACAUAGAGACGCUCAGGCUUUUGUUAAUCCGAUCGUAAAUUGUAGCUAGCAUAAGUAGUCGAUUGUCAGUUAAUGAGUACUAGUCGUAUCCUUAUUGUUUUGUUAUGAUGUUUAUGGGACGCAGCAUGAGUCAGAUUGUUCUCCCUUGAGAUCUUCGAAUACUCCUAACCCAGUAUAGCCUAUAGGGUAGUUAAACUUAGCACUGAGAACCUUAAAGAGAGCACCAUGCAAACACCAACUAACAACACUCACCUUUGUUUGAGUAUACCUAGAGUACACAUUUGUAACCCAAUCAUUUAUACUAUAUUUCUAUGUAUAAAUACAUGUAUUAAUGUAUCUAUAUCGUGUAAUUUAAUUCAUAAGCAAUGACAAGUGAAAAACUGCCCAAGAAGAAACGAUUGAACCCGAAUAUAUAUUACCCCUCAAUCGGGCCAGUUUAGCGCAAAAUUGAUGUUGGACUUUUGGGUCUGGCAAAUUUGCCGCACCGCAAACAGGAUAUCGCCGGCCGGCCAUAUCAAUUUCGUUGGCCCGGUUCGAUAGUCCUGCGGUGUUAGAACGGCGUGCUUCAGACGAGAGUACCUCAAUGCAAGACAGACAAUAUCGAAGAUUUGGUGGCAAUACUCGUAUACGAAUCACACACUUCCCGACUAAACUCGCAUCUGUACACAGUCGUUAUAUAAUCGUACUCGUAGAAUAUAUAUUCUCUCUCUCUCUCUGGUAAAAGUAUUGCGAAGACUUUGUAAAUAUUUUAUGGACGCAUAUUAUUUUGUAGUGUUGCUUUUACUUAACACUUUUGCUUUAUUAUUUUCGGGAAUGCAAUAAAAAAUUGAACGUUUUUGUUUAGAUAAAUCUUUAGUGUAUUCAAUAUAAAAUUGUUAUAAUUAUUGAUAUUUUGAAAAAUCUAUAUUUUGUAUAAUUUUGUUUGGUAAUAUUUUUCCUAUUGCUAGUUUGAGGUUGUGUUAUUUAAGUUAAUCGAGAUUUAUGAGUAGGGUCAAUGAAAUUGAAUUAACUUUUCUUUAAGCUUUAGUUUUGGUUGCAUUUCCCGUCCGUAGUCCAAUUAUAUUAUUAGUUUUGGUGGUGGUCUUUUCAAAAAAUUUAACAAUAUUUGUUUAUAUGAUUUUAUAUUACAAAGAUUAAUUCUUUAAACGUAAAAUACUAUCCAUGCAAUGCACGCCUUCAUUUAAAAAGAGUACAGCUAAAAGGCUACAAGUUUUGUUAACAUUUAAUGGGCUUUAGGUGUUUUUGCGAAAAGAAAAAGAAACUUUGAUCUAAGAUUUAAAAAUUAAAAAUUUACACCACCAAUAUCUGUCUGUCUUUGCGCUGGGCGACACGCGAGUAGCUGAACAAAUGGCAGUCACUGUAAUACUAAACCCCACACAACCGAUCCAAGAGCCGUAAAUGUCUGUCGCGUUCAGUCGAAAGCGUGUCACAUUAAUUUUGCUGAGCGAAAAGUCCCCUGCGUCCGACCUCCUUCCCCCGAUUCUGUCUAUAUCUUUAAAUAAGUGGUAUAUGUCUAUCUUUGGAUUAUGUUUUGCAUGCCCAGACGAGUAUGCCUUCCGACCCAGAAGUACAAGUUCGAAUCGGACGCAGGCGAUGUGCCGGAGCUAAGUCAGCCGAUAUACAUGGCCUGGUCCAUGAUAUAUUGUAACUCUGAGGCGAGGGCACAUCACAGUUAUCGAACUAACUGUUGGACUUUUCGGUCCUUGUCUUGCAACCAACCACUCAAUCGUUAUAUCCACACUCAUAACACAACUACUAUCUUACUAUAACUAUAUUGAAUCAGACGACCCGCAUUAGCAUACUUCGCGCGUCUUGUUCAAUCCACUAAAUCCGGCGGCAAGAUCACCAAAAACUACAUCGAUCACACCAUGUCUCAAAGCCAUCUUUAUGAUGGUGGAACCGAAAGAGAUUUACAAUAAUGUUUGUUUACACAUUUUGUUUCGUGUUGAUUUACUCAUUUAUCGAUAUAUAUCAAUUUUAAUCAAUAAUGCUUUGAUAGUUGCAACUACUUUUUUUGGGAAAGUAUUCAAGAUCGAUCAAUUUUUUAAACUAAUUAAUGAUUAAGAAUUUGUUUUGCCAAAGAUCUUCGAAGCUUUCGACCAAAGUGUUUAUUAAUUAAUUAAUCUUUGAGUAAAUAUAUAUAAAUACGUGUUUAUAUUUUUCAUAAGCUUUACAACACAAUUUUUGUUGCAUUUACUUUUAAAUAAAGCUUACGGAAUUAACAAAUCGAUUUUCCUUAAUCCAUUUAUGUUCGUUCAACAAAUAAUCACACAAAUACUUAGCUAAUGCCUAUAAUAUAAUUAGUGCAAAUGCAUAAAAUCAAAAAUCAACAAAUUUGCCUAUGUUAAAUCAUUUUUAAUGUUGUAAUUUAAAUGAAAAGAUGCAAAAAAGUCAGGAAGAAAAACACAAAAUAAAUAUAUAUAUAAUUAGCAUUCUUGUAUGUAAACUGUUUUUUACGCAAAAAAACAAAGAAAGUAUACCAACAGCAAGUUAUAUGAGCAAUUGUUUAAAUUCUUUUAAACUAAAUACGAAGCAAGAAAUACAAUUAGGAAAACACAAUGCAUAAUGAUAAUAUUUCUAGUUUAAUGUUUCAAUUGUUCUCUAUUCUUUUGAAAUUAAUUUAUUGACAUUUAAAUAAAUCGAAUAAAAAUUAA
Drosophila eugracilis is the source of this 6015-nucleotide messenger RNA. RefSeq names its product BUB3-interacting and GLEBS motif-containing protein ZNF207 (gene BuGZ). The transcript is spliced from 7 exons. Lineage: Eukaryota; Metazoa; Arthropoda; Insecta; Diptera; Drosophilidae. Gene Ontology annotation, cellular component: nucleus. Gene Ontology annotation, molecular function: DNA binding. The record is from RefSeq and is a predicted model, not a curated record.